GUUUCAAGAAUUGCUGACAAUAAAAAUCGAACCACAUACCUUAAAUGAUAACAAACUCUUAAAUCUCAGGCCAAGACCACCAGGCCACCAGCCCGACCUUAGACUUUUGAUCUCCAUUAUAUAUCUCACCUAAGAAGUGCUCUCUCCUCUUACUAACAAUUCUCGGCUGUUAAUUACAGAUGGAGAACUCUAAGACAUCCAUGAGCUGCAAAUCUAUCUGUCCGAAAGCAAAACCAGAAGAUUGCUCUGACAAUGAAGAGAGUACUUGGACUUUUUAUCUUGAAGACUACUUCUUGCGUGAUAACAAGAAGGAGCAUAAUGGCUAUGAUCUGUCUUCUGGAUAUGGAAGCCCUAAUUCUCUAGUUUCUGAUGCUGCUUCCUCUGUGGGAAAGAAGUCUGCGGAUAAAAAUGGUGAAAAGAGCUUGAGUUUCAAGAAGAGGAAGAAAACUAAGUGGGCUUUGGUUGAUUUUGACGGUCAUGAUCAUGCUUUGCAGGAUACUGCUAGUUCUCCUGCUAAUGGUCCCAAGGUUUGCUGUUUGGAUCAACCUGAUAUGAAUCGACGAGGGAACGAUGAUAUGGAAAAUGUUUCAGAGGAGAAAGGCAAUUCUAUUUCUGGCGGCCAAACAAAUGAGAGAAGUACUCAUAGGGCUGUCCAUGGGCCCGACCCGACCCGACCACCCAACCCGACCCGACCACCAACAUAAAAGCAAGGUGGACGGUUAUUUAAUUUGAUGGUAACUGAAAUCUUUGCCAAUAACUAUGGUGGAGGCUGUCGGGCGUUUUCCAGAUUCAAGUCAUAAUUAGUCGUGUUCCAGAUUCCAAACUUCAAAGUUCCAAAACCAACCCGCGCGACCACCAUGUUCGCGCGGACGGGCUCAGGUGAGAAUAUGAGAAAUCCGAAGUUUGGUCAAUCGGGUCAAAACUGACCUGAACCCGAUAGGAACCGACCCGUGGACAGCCCAGAGAAGUGAUUGGGUAUGGUUGGAAAGCCGGAUAACAAUUGAAAAGAGGGCUUUGGCAACUGGCAAGUAGAGUGGUAACUUCUUCUUUUUUUAUCACGUUGAGUGGUAAUUUAGUGGUAGGUAGGCACCAUGUACUGCUACGCAUCUAACUAAGAUUCAAAAUUUCAA
Molecule: messenger RNA, 1130 nt
Organism: Rhododendron vialii
Lineage: Eukaryota; Viridiplantae; Streptophyta; Magnoliopsida; Ericales; Ericaceae
Product: vascular-related unknown protein 4-like
Exons: 3
Coding region: 180-704 (174 amino acids)
Biological process (GO): xylem development
Source: RefSeq, a predicted model, not a curated record